AUGUGGCUCCUCGCCGUGACGACAACUUUCUGGGGAUUGUUGCUGGCGCCAGGAUUUGCUCUGCAAAUACAGUGUUAUCAGUGUGAGGAAUUUCAGCUAAAUAAUGACUGUUCGGCACCAGAGUUCAUUGUGAAUUGUACUGUGAAUGUCCAAGACAUGUGUCAGAAGGAAGUAAUGGAAAAAAGUUCAGGGAUCCUGUAUCGCAAGUCCUGUGCCUCCUCUGCAGCUUGUCUCAUGACCUCUGCUGGAUACCAGACUUUCUGUACUCCAGGGAAGAUAAACUCUGUUUGUAUAAGCUGUUGCAACACUCCACUUUGUAAUGGGCCCAGGCCAAAGAAGCGAGGAAACGCUGGCAUCAUGCCUAGGGCAGGAGUAUUAACAACCAUGCUGCUGUCUAGCUUGCCGUUUCUAUCACCCGCACUUUGCUAAACUCUAAGGGAAGAUUUCCUUUGUUGCCAUCA
Molecule: messenger RNA, 461 nt
Organism: Notechis scutatus (mainland tiger snake)
Lineage: Eukaryota; Metazoa; Chordata; Lepidosauria; Squamata; Elapidae
Gene: LYPD1
Product: LY6/PLAUR domain containing 1
Biological process (GO): acetylcholine receptor signaling pathway
Molecular function (GO): acetylcholine receptor inhibitor activity
Source: RefSeq, a predicted model, not a curated record